AUGCAAGACCCUCGAGCAGAAUCUUAUAUGGAACAUCACGAUUUAAAGAAUCUACUUAACGAACUCGAAGGUGGACUGCAACGUCACCAGCCAAACGAUCCCUUAGACUACAUUGUCGGUUGUGUGAGAUCAGUUCAACAGAUAAAGAGGGAGUCGAAGGAACCGCCUUCGUAUUCAAAACUCUUUGAAGGAUACGCCACUCAAGUUUACGAUCCAUCUAGUGUGGCUAGCAUUCAACGAGACGGUUCGACAACGCCUGGACAUCCCACAUUUAGAAAACGUCAAAGGUCUGAAGAGGACUCAUUUAUGGAAAUCAGAACGCCUCCCUAUUUCACUUCGUAUCUUGAUCAACAUAUUCCUCAUCGGCUUUCUGAUGAAGAUUCGUUACAAAGGCGUCAAUGUUUACCACCAUCGCCUCCGAAUCUUACUCCUCGUUUUAUUCGUAAUUAUUCUAGUACUUUGGCAAGACGAGGUCGUCGUAAUUCUGUCAGUGCUGAAUCUAUCAGACCUUCAGACGAUCCUAAUGAUCGUACGAUUCAUCCAAAGUCCGAAGAAGCGAGAAAACGAAUCAACGCAGCAACUACUCUGAACUUGCUUUUCAAAUAUUUGGACCGUGAAACAAAAGAACAAGUGAUAGAUGCUAUGUUCGAAAAAAUCGUUCACAAAAAUGAAACCAUCAUUACCCAAGGUGAAGAAGGUGACAAUUUUUAUGUUAUCGAACAUGGCAUGUUUGAAAUCUUUGUCGAUGAUAAAUCGGUUCUGAUAGUUGCUGACGGUGGUAGUUUUGGUGAAUUGGCUUUGAUGUAUAAUAAUCCUAGAGCCGCUACUGUUAAAGCAAAAACUGAUGGUAUUUUAUGGGCUUUAAGCAGAGAUGACUUUAGGAGAACGAUUACAAAUGCCAUGAAUCGUCAACAAAAAACUUACGAAAAUUUUAUAAAAUCGGUUUCGUUCCUUUCUUCUUUAAAUAAAUCCGAAAUUACAAAACUUUCCGAGGCUUUAGAGCCAUUUAAUUAUGAAAGUGAUGAUACGAUCAUCAAUCAAGGCGAACCUGGUGAAUAUUUUUAUAUAAUCGAACAAGGUUAUGUGAGUGUAUGUAAAGUCGAAGAGGACGGCGUCGAACAGCAAUUGCCAAGUCUUGGUCCGGGGGAUUACUUUGGGGAACUCGCUCUCCUUAAUGAUCAACCUCGUAAAGCCACUGUUGUUGCACGAGGCGGUCCUGUUCGUGUCGCCGCACUUAAACGUGAUGCCUUCGUUCGUCUUUUGGGCUCUGUUAUGGAUAUAUUCCGCAGGAAUGCCCAAGGAUACAAUAUGAAUAUAGAGAGUAGUUGUUCUACUCAAUAUGAUAUGCCUUAUUCUCCUGUUCCUGAACGUUCGGAUCUAAUUUCAGGAGACAAUAAUAUACAAAAUUAUGGUAGUGAUGAUGAAAAUAUGGCUAUGGAUGGAGAUUAUACUUCACCUACCUCUACCAAUACAACGCAUACCACUGUUAGAAAAUGCGGAUACAGUGGAGCUGGUGGUGUUAAG
This is a messenger RNA of Scutellospora calospora, 1524 nucleotides long. Lineage: Eukaryota; Fungi; Glomeromycota; Glomeromycetes; Diversisporales; Gigasporaceae. The record is from the annotation of a GenBank genome assembly.